AUGGCAGACAUUCAGAUGUUUGACACUCCGCAGGCCGAGCGGCCGCGCAAAAGGCGCCGCCGCACUAUGGCCUGCACUCAAUGCCGCAGCCGCAAAUUGCGAUGUGAUCGUGAGUAUCCGACGUGUAGCCGUUGUCUUAAGAGCAGAACGCCCACAAAGUGUACUUAUGAGGAUGGCUUCCUGUGGCAGCAGCCCGCCACUGUACCUGCUACGGCAUUCGCCUCUGACCGAGGCUCCACCGUCUCAUUGCCCCAGAAUGAGCAGACUCCUAUUCAGACAUCCCCGAACCCGGGAUUAGGACCGACCUCAACUCGGUCGGAGACUCUUCUUUCGACAGGUGACCCCGGCCCCGCGUCAAACCCAUAUGAGGGCCCGCAUCAUCACCAUCACGGUAGGGGAAGAGGACAUCAUGGCCGUGAACGUGGCUUCCUCGAGACUGUGCUAGGUGCCCCUAAAGCCGCCGUCAAUCAAGAACCGUAUGUUAAUGCGGGCUUUCUGCAGCGGCCAAAACGUGCAUUACCUGAACUAGAGAUACCCUUCGGCUCGCAGGUCGACGGUAAAGGCAUUAAUGACGAGGAUUCUGAGAGCGAGCUUUCGCCGACGCAGCAGCUUGAUCUGUCCCCUCGGAUCAUGAUGAGAGGCCGCGAAACUAAGACUCGUUUUAGUGGUUCGGGCAUAUAUGCGAAUCUAAUAGCCCAGUUCCCUGACAUUCGAUCCUUCGCAGAGGAAAUCAGAUUAUCAAAUCCCAUUCUCUCAAGAGUCCGGCCUGACCUGGAGAGGGUCAAGCGUGGUUUAUGGAAGGUCAAGCCACUGAACACACCAUUCCCCGAGCCUACAGCGCUAUCAUUGAUUUCUUUACUGCCACCGCGCCAGGUUGUCGACGAACUCAUUGGCCUGUAUCUGACUUAUAUCGAGUCUACACACCGCAUCUUCCAUAUCCCUACUUUUCUGAAGGAGGUGGAUGACUUUUUCUCCAUGGUCGAUGACCCGAACAUGGUGUCAACGGCGUUUGUGGUGCAGCUCCUGCUGGUGAUUUCCUGCGCAUGGAACCUUGCAGAUGCCAGCAGUCUGCAAGAAAAAGCUCCGUUCCGCUCAAAUGCUACACGGCGGUGGAGUGGUGCUUUGCGACUCUACAUUCUUUUGGUCACUGCUCUGAAUGCUCAUGGCAUGAAACGCAGCAAGGCCUGGGUUACUACUGGCUCACUAGUCCAAAAUGCCAUGCUGUCGGGGUAUCAUCGCGAUCCAAGCAAGUAUGCACGUAUAUCCCCGUUCAACAAAGAAAUGCGACGGCGGAUCUGGACGACGAUUGUGGAGUUGAACUUACAAGUUUCCUUUGAUCGGGCUAUGCCACCAUCGGUUCAAAGCUCGGACUUCGACACCUUGCCCCCUUUGAAUAUCGACGACGAAGAGAUUGACGAGACCUCUACCGAGGCACCGGAGGCUCGGCCUCUGACUGAUAUCACCGACUGUUCAUUCCAGGUUGCCCUCACGCGGUCUCUGCCUCUUCGCCUGAAAGCCUGCCAGCUGAUGCACUCUCCUCACAUUAGCUGUCGAUAUGAGGAAAUCCAACGCCUUGACUUGGAGUUAAACCGACAACUUUCUCGGAUUCCUAUCUGGGGUGCGUCCGACGCCAGCGAUAUCGUUUCUCAGCACAAAGUCAGUCUACGGAAGGCCACGAUCGAGUUGAAAAUUGCGCAAGCUCUGCUCUCGAUACACACUCCAUUUGCGAUAGAAGCCCGACGGGAGGCGCUUUUCGCCCCCUCGGCUAGGUCCCGCCUGGAUGCUGCUAUUAUGAUACUUUCCACCCAGCGCCAGCUGCACACGACCUCGCUGCCGCUUUCACUUUGUACGCUUGGGGAGUGGGUACUCCAAGCCUACAUAUCCAUCUGCCAGCAUCUACAUACCAUGGACCACCACAAUUCUCUUCCGUCACAUCCGUCAUCCUCUAUCUUUACGAUGCACACCCUGCCAGGCCUACCCGACCCCUUUUUGUCCCUGGUGGAAGCUGGCCUCAUCUCUCUCGAAAGCCGAUUUCUACUGGUCGUCAAGGGUGCCAAAGACUAUUUUUUCCUGUCAACCAUUAUCGCACUGGUCAAGGCCAAGCUCUGGCCCGCCCAGGAGCUCGUUUACAAACAGCAAGUGGUGGAGCGGGUGCUCUCCUUCGCGCAGACUCUGUUUUCGCGACACGCGACCUGUGAGCACUUGGGAACCCCAGGUAUGGGCAGUUUUAAGAACAACCAGGUGGCUGCCUUUCUCGCAACCCGCGGAAUGGCAGCCGUCCUGCCCUCCGACUUCGACGGCAUACUCCUACAGCCUGAUCUCGCCAUAACCGUAAGGCUUCUACCCUUCCGGCGAACUGUGAACCCUCGUGCCUUUCUAACCAUGCUGCAGCCACCCGGAGAGUUCGACCCCUUUUUAGAUGUAUUCGACUGGGAGGAUCUAACAGGAAUCGCAUUCGGCAACUAA
Penicillium atrosanguineum is the source of this 2466-nucleotide messenger RNA. Its product is annotated as putative C6 transcription factor. Lineage: Eukaryota; Fungi; Ascomycota; Eurotiomycetes; Eurotiales; Aspergillaceae. The coding region runs from base 1 to 2466 and encodes 821 amino acids. The record is from RefSeq and is a predicted model, not a curated record. Gene Ontology annotation, biological process: regulation of transcription by RNA polymerase II; DNA-templated transcription. The transcript has 5 exons. Gene Ontology annotation, molecular function: zinc ion binding; DNA-binding transcription activator activity, RNA polymerase II-specific; RNA polymerase II cis-regulatory region sequence-specific DNA binding. Gene Ontology annotation, cellular component: nucleus.